AUGUCUUCAAGAACUGUAAGAAGGCGGCUCCGUCAUGGGGAUGUUGAUGGCAAAACAAGUGAACAUGUAGACAUCCAAACAUCGGAUUCCUUGAAUGAGCCUCUUCUUGGAGAACACGGACGUGAUAAAAACCAAAUUGAGGUAGUCUCCCUUUAGGAUUGAGGGACUCCAACAAGAGGACACAUUAGUCAAUCUAGAACAACACAUUAUUCCCUCAUUCCUUGUUUUUGAUCAUCUAGUUCUUUGUUACCUUCAGGAAUAUAUUCAUGGAGACAAUCAGGAUCUGUGGGAUGAGAAGAAAAAGGAACGCAUGCACUGGUCACUUCUAUUCUCCCGACUGAUUUCCCAGUGGGUACAGUGGCUAGGUAUUCUUCUUUUAUCUGUUCAUAUAUUUUUUUUAAUUUUUCUCACUCUGAUAGCAAGCCAUUUAAAAUUUUAAAACAAGCCUGUGCACAUCUCUAAUCAACUCCAUAUCUCCGAAGUUAUUUAGUUUACAUCCAAUCCUUCUAUAAGUUUGUUUAUUUCAAAGAUGAUAUUCAUAUCCUUAUUGGGAUCUUUCCUGGGCCCUUCAUAUGCCACACAGACCCGAAAACUUUGUUGAUAUUGAUGUUGAUGAUCUUUCCUCUCCACAGAGAAUAUCGUUGUUUGCUCAACUUCACUCGUAGGAAGACUCGUAGCUCUUCCAUCGAGCAUGCAGAAUGGACGUGAUAAACCAUUUUACAUGAGCCCUUUACAGGUAAAUUUCAACCUAAAACCUUUCCGGGCAUGACAGAUUUGAAGGGAAUAUCCUUUCCCUAUGUUUUCUUUUCUCAAAAAAUAUGCAUUUAUUAAAUCUCCUUUAUUCAAGAACGCAUCAAAAGGCAAUCCGGAGCUGGGCGUUCUUCGUGCUGAAUAUCUUUCCCCAUAGAGUUUAUUAUGUCGGUUAUCUGUUGAUUAACAGAAGAACGAACCCUUUUAUGCAUGCACACACAAUCAUCCGUACCAAAUCCCCAUGCUAUGAUUUGCAGGAAGAGAGGCUGCAGGCAUUGAGAAAGAGGUUGGAGGUUCCAUUUGACGGCUCUCUCCCUGAUCACCAAGUGACUUCUCUCUCUAGAUUUCUAAUCAUCAAAUAUGGUCUGUACACAGAAAAACAGCUUGAUAAAACAGGUUGAUGACUUCAUUUGACGACUCUCAUCGCAGGAUGCCCUGAAAAAACUAUGGAAGCUGGCCUACCCCGGCCGAGAAAUCCCCCCUCUCAAAUCAGUGCUAUGGAAGGAUAUGGGCUGGCAGGGCUCUGACCCGUCCACAGACUUCAGGCAUCUUUUGCCUCCUCUGAUUCUCCAAUUUAAUUUAUUAUUAUUAUUAUUUAAUUUUUUACAUAAAUGGGUGAAAUUCAUCCUAUGCAUUCCUUCAGGGGCGGCGGAUUCAUCUCUCUGGAAAACCUCAUCUUCUUCGCCAAGAAAUACCCCGUCAGUCUCCCUAGAAAGAGCUUCCCUUCUUAAAUCUCACGCUCCAUGGAUGAACAUGGCCCUUGUUGCAGGAUGCCUUCCGCAACCUACUGAACAAGGAGGAAGGGGACAGGGCGGAGUGGGAGUACCCCUUCGCCGUGGCCGGCAUCAACAUAUCCUUCAUGCUAUCUCAAAUGCUGGAUCUGCAGUCUGGUAGGCAGAGGAACUUCCAAGAUCACAAGAAAGCAAUUAUUUUUAGGAACUUAUAAGAUCAAACCUUUUGACCCGGAACCAAUUUCUUUCCAAAAAUGAAAACCCAUGAAGGAAUUCAACGCCCUCUUGCAGGAGUGCCCUCCUCCAAGGUUGGGAUCCGCUUCCUGGAGAUCCUCGCUGCUGAUGAAUCAGCCUUCGACAACCUCUAUUGUGUGGCCUUCCGGCUGCUGGACGCCCAGUGGCUCGCCAGACGAGCAUCCUACAUGGAAUUCAACGUAACCACUCCCUUUCCCACAAUAAUGAUAAUAAUAGUAAUAAUAAUAAUAAUAAUAAUAAUUAUUAUUAUUAUUUAUUUAUUUUUGGGUUUUCUUCUGGCAGGAAGUCUUGAAGCUGACACGUGUGCAGCUAGAGCGGGAGCUGAUACUGGAGGAUGUGUCCACCAUCGCUGACCUCCCGGCUUACACCAUGUUGGUAGUAAGAUAG
Molecule: messenger RNA, 2123 nt
Organism: Spirodela intermedia
Lineage: Eukaryota; Viridiplantae; Streptophyta; Magnoliopsida; Alismatales; Araceae
Source: the annotation of a GenBank genome assembly